Colletotrichum aenigma is the source of this 3372-nucleotide messenger RNA. RefSeq lists its product as uncharacterized. NCBI's taxonomy places the organism in Eukaryota, Fungi, Ascomycota, Sordariomycetes, Glomerellales, Glomerellaceae. The record is from RefSeq and is a predicted model, not a curated record. The transcript is spliced from 6 exons. Bases 1 to 3372 code for a protein of 1123 amino acids. Gene Ontology annotation, molecular function: ATP binding; ATP hydrolysis activity.
AUGGCUGCCCCAUCACCCAAAUACCGCCCAUCGAGUCCCUUCGCCGCCCCGGCAUACGAUCUUGCUCUUUCAUCGAUCGGCGAUUCCAGCUUCAUCUCAGAAAGUGGCCAUAUGGACUCAGAGAGCAAGGCUACUACCCCAUCUGCUUCUCCUAAGAUGAUUGAAAGCCGAAUCUAUCCUGAUGUGCCUGACUCUGCUGGCCUAACGGAUGAGGCAGAUGAUGCCAGAGAAGAAUUUGUGAAUGGGUCCGCAAGCCCAGAUGACGACGAAGAUGACAGAAGUGUUCACUCGGCUGUGCCAAGGGUCGCCAUAGGAUGGAGACUACGCGAUAUUGCCAGCCGCCUCAGAAAUUUCAAGAACGCUCCGCCACAAUCGGGGACGGCGACGCCUGAUCCUGACAAAGACAACAUUACGACCUUGCAGCGCCACGUGGAAAUGAUGGAGUGGGUUUCGGGAUUGUUGAACCAAGUACCAUCCGAAACGGCCUCGUCAAUUGGCGAGGAACCGGAAAGGUUCAUAUACAUUCCGAAGCUACACGGGGUUAAAUGGCGCGAUUUCGUAGUGCAGCCUCCACCACAUGUACCAACUGGAGACGAACCGACACCUCACACUCACUACGCGGUCUCCUUUCUGGAUGGGGAGUUUCCCAAUCGAAGGCGCGUACCAGGAGCCAACUGGUUCGAGGAGAUUGAGGAGGCUCCUCCUCCCAUUGAUGUCGCUUCCGGACGUCCUGAAGGCGUCAAAAGCCUUCCACCGGUCAUUCAUGUGAACUCUUUGGCUACACGAAGGCUCCUUGCUUCAGUCACUGAGGUGACAAUCAAUGUUGAUGCACCCAGAGGGCAACUUGUUAUUUAUAGACCCUACAAAAUUCUGGUUCAUUUCGACGAUCAAAUUCGCAGGCAAUUUGCUGAGAUCGAGGAUCUUAUUUCCAAAGCAGGUCGAGGCCCUCCAGCUAGGAGUGGUGACGCAAACGCCGACUCUCUCAGAGAGAAGAAUGAAGGGAUCAAGACUGAGAACGUCACCGGCGAGAAAGAAAGUGAUACUUCAGGCGCUGGUAAGCCUUUGCCUCGUAUAUCACUAUUUAGGCCCGCAAGGCUGAAGGAGCAUACGUACGAGGAGCUCCAGGAAGCAAGAGCAGACUUCGCCGCGCUGGUUGAGUUUAUGGACAAAUUUUUGUCUCCUUUAUGCAAAGCUCUUAAAGAUGCCAAAGAGAUGCGUGUCAGCUUCAAUGAAUUGUGGCACCUCUAUAUGCCUGGGAGCCUGGUAUAUGUCAAAGAUCCUGGUGUGCCUCAAAAGCUGUGGCGUGUCAUUCAAGGCACUGAUGGAAGAGUCGGUGCAUUCGCACCAAUAUUGCACCCCACUCAUCCAGGGUUCUUGAAACUUGGAGGCAGGGCCAGUGCUAGCAGAGCAUCACCCAUGAGAUUGGACUGCUACUACGUGGACUUCAACGGCACUCAUUACGUCCGGGUUCUAAAGCGGUUUCAGAUCGAACCGUUCAAAGAAUUCGUGAGCAUUAGAGGUCUCUCCAUUCUGCCUCUGAACGUUGCUGAAACCGAAGGCUUGGUGGACAUUGAAGACCUUCGACGACAGAGUGAAGAUUUCCUAUCUUACACCAAGCCCUCGUACUGUUAUUUCAGAGGUCGAAGUUAUGUGCAUGAACCGGAAGGCACUCUCAUGCGUCGGCCAGCAGAUACAAUGAUGGGCUCUGUAGCCGUGUUGUCUGAAGCCAUCGAAAGUCCUGUGGUUGUGGACUUCGAGCGCUGCCUGCAAACAAUACCCGACUGGAAACCAUGCAGAGAGCCAAGAGAACUAUUUUCACACAACAAAGACAUCGGACCUCCGCCGUCAGCCGAUGACGAUCGCGUAUGGGACUUGCGAAUUGCCGAAAAAGUUCUGAACUACACGGACCAAUCCCAAUCGCUCGAGUGGUACAGCCGAUCACCGCCGACAGGGGAUGAAGUUCUCCUUUUGCCAAAUAGAGUAUUCGUCUUCGUCUUGCGAACACGUCGCUGGGCUUCGAUUCCGCUUGGAGCUGGAAACGCUGGUACCGAUGAUCAUAGUCUAACACGCAUGACGGCAGAUCCAUCCGCAUGGGAUUCCCUUCAGAUUGACCAGAAUCACAGGUCCAUUAUCCAAUCUCUGAUGGCCACUCAUUUCCGCAAGAACAAGUCUGAACGUCGACAAUUUGACCUCAUUCGGGACAAAGGAAAAGGGCUCAUUGUCUUGCUACAUGGUGUCCCAGGCGUAGGGAAGACGUCAACAGCCGAAACUGUUGCACAGUAUUACAACAAACCUUUGCUGCCGAUUACUUGCGGUGAUCUCGGAAUGAGCCCAAAUGAUGUCGAAUCCAAGCUUCAGCACUCAUUUCAGCUGGCUCAAGCCUGGGAAUGUGUACUGCUUCUUGACGAAGCUGAUGUGUUCCUCGCCGAACGCAGUCAAGACAACAUUGAGCGAAAUGCCCUCGUAUCUGUGUUCCUUCGCGUGAUGGAGUACUACGAAGGCAUCCUCUUCCUCACAACAAACAAGGUUGGCUCUUUUGACGAGGCCUUCAAGUCCCGCAUGUCAAUGGCCCUCUACUACCCUCCCCUGAAACAAGACCAAACGGAAAGGAUCUGGGCUGUUCAACUUGAGCGCACCGAGAAGCUCUCCGUCGAAGCUGCCCCUGACGACGUGGACCAGCACGUGCAGUUUGACCGCGUGGAGAUCAUGACCUUCGCCAACAAGCUCUGGAUGUUGCAGGAUCUCAAACCAGAGUUCAAGCCCGUUUGGAACGGGCGACAGAUUCGCAACGCUUUCCAGACGGCUGUCGCGCUGGCAGAGUGGCACCAGAAAGAGAACAACAUCAAAGGUCUGAUCAAAGUCAAGGGAGAGCAUUUUGCGAAGGUCGCACAGGUUUCGAAUGAUUUCAAUAAGUACCUGUGGGAGGUGAAGAAACAACGGACUGAUGAAGCGUUGGCAUUCAAGAAGGCCCACCGUUUUGACCAGUUUAUCUCGUCUCAACUCGGCGGCGGCACAGGCAAUCCUGGGCAGCAACAGACCACGGGGCUUGGGGGUUGGGACGGUUCGAUGAACGCGGGGAUGAUGGGGUUCGGCGGGCAGACUGGGACGGGGAUGGCAGGACCUGGGUUUGGAGGUGGUGGCAUGCAACCUCAGGGCGGAUUUGUGAGCCCUCAGUCAUGGCAGAGUGGAUUCGGUGGUAUGACGGGUAAUGCUACCAACAUGGGAUCAGGGAUGCAUCCUGGCGGUGUCAAUGUCCAAGUCAUGCCCGGCCAGAGCAUAGCUGGGUUGACAGAUCAGCAGCAGACACCAUCGACGAAUCCUCAACAAGGAGGGUCGAUGCAAGCAAUGUUCGGCCAAAGCAGUUGGGCAUGA